UAUCUCCUGAGCGCUAACACUGUAUAUUUCAUAACAGAAAUGACCUCGUCGCCAGGAGGCACUGUUGAGAGUUUUGAGACGUACACCCAGGGAGCCGAACGAGAUGAACAGGGUACUGGGGACCUUCCAACUUAUAACGAUGUUGCCGCCCAAAGCGGUCCAAAUUCACGCUUUGGUCGCUGGAGAGGCUGGAUAGAAAAGAGAGCCGCGGAGCGUUAUGCAGACGUCACUGUCGAGGAAUUUGAGCGCAGGCGAGCUAGAGGGUGGAGUGAGGAUGAGUCUUCGCAGGUUGCUGAGGAAUAUCAAGACGACUCUAUCCCGGAGCCUCGCAGCCCAACACUUAGUGGGCCACCGCGCUUGAGAAUAAAUGCAAAUCUUCCUGCCCCUUCUCCUCCACAGGCACUUCCCGAUGAAUUACAAACUCCUGAACCAACGCUGGAGCCAUCCCUGGAGCCUUCUCUGCACAUACCAGAGGAACAUCUGUUCCCGACUCAUCUCUCAAUCUAUCAUUUUGGAUCUCGUUUUUUACCACACUCAACUGUGCCUAUCAGAUGUAUUCUUCCUCUCCAGCAUGAUCGUCUCCUGCUCGUGGGCACCGAUGUUGGGCUCUCAGUCCUUAACAUGUUCCCUGCAAAGUGGGCUGAUGAGACAAGUCCUGAUGGGGUGACCGGUCUCAUUCAGCAAGGACCCGCUGAUGCACAGGCCAGAGUAAUGUGGACAGGAGAGGCUGUUUACCAGCUGUCGCUUUUGGAGUAUGAAGACGCCGGCGAAAGUGCCCCGCAGGGGGUCGUACUUGCUUUGGUAGGUCCUGAACUUGAGGAUUCUCCAUCUUCUGGCGCGCAUCAAGAAUCCCCGCGUUCUCUCAGAAUGUAUAAACUCGCCAGUCUGACCAACCUGGCAAGGUGGGCCAUCGCGCAUCAAGACGCACAGCCUGUUGAUUUGCACAGGUUGUCAGACUGGCAUCCCCAAGAGACACCAGUAAAGAAGCAUAGACCAGCAAGUAGUAUUACGAGAGGCUUACGAAAUCUCAUCACUGAGCCCCGACGGCCCAGUUUCCUUCCAACAUCAAAUACAAAGCGCCCGUCGACACCAGCAAAUAAAGAUUCAUCUUGGGAUGUCGUCGACGACUUACCCUUGCGCUGGGCUACUGAUUUUACGUCACUCUCAUCGACUGGGUCUAGAAUGUCGAAUACGAGUGUGGUUUCCUAUGCCCUCUGGCACGAAGGUAGCACGAGCUCCACUCGCCGUGCACUGCUUGCCGUGGCGACCAAGACCAACAUAUAUUUAUACGAGACUCCGAGAGGGGAGAGGGCUUUUCAUUUCGUGAAGGAAUUUUACACGCCAUCCCAGCCACGCUCUCUUACCUUCGUUCAGCAAUGCGUACAAGACACUUUUCGAUCACCGUGUGAUGUUGGAUCUCCUCGAACGACUGUUGGGCAUGGUCAUAGCCGUGUAGCUUCCACAGACGCCUUGAACAACUCGCGUACACCCGUAGUUGCACCUGUGAACAUCACAUAUGAAGCCCAAACAGCAAUUUUUGCGAUAUUCGACAAAAGGGCUGGAAUAAUACGAGUAGCUGAUUCAGCAGUUACGGAAGUGGACAUGUUCGAGAAUGGAGGGAGCGUUAACAACCUUUCCCUUGUAUCUGGAAGUGGAUCCAGCGUGACACUGAACGCUGGAGGAUCUCUCCGAAGUCGUCAGUCUCGUGGUUCGAUGGAUUUUGCGGCUGGAAAAGAACACAAAGGCGCUUGGGUUCUACCCUCAAAGGUUGACAUUCCAACUAUACAUAUUCCUCACCUUGGCGCCUCCUACAGCAGCAUUUGUGUCCUCACGCGCGGCAAAAUCACACACAUCGUUGCUGCUCCCCUUCCCGCAUCUAUUCACUCCACGCCUCCUUUGUACAUCGUAACCUGGGACUUCCCGCUUUCGAGCGUGACUGCACGAAUGCAUUUGCCAGUGCCAGGUAGUUCACAAGAGCUUCCUGAGCCUUUCUUACAACUGAUUGGGAUGGGCGAUGAAGGCGUUGAGGCGCACGAAGUGCCUCUAUCAUAUCUUUCCGGGACUUACAAGGGUAAAGGCAAGGCACUUCCUGAGCCUCCCUUUGCGCAGAAUCCACUUGGCGAGGCUGGUUUCCUCACGGUUGGAGGACAUUGGCGCCGUUACAUCGGCGCGCCACAGUUGGAGAGAAUGAAUACCGCCAUGUCCACUAGCUCGUUUGUGAGCACUGGAACAGAAGAACUCUUAUCACGCAUGAAGGCCGAGGAAGGUUUGUAUGGGUGGUGGCGAAAGGAGUGGCAGGACUGGCGAAUCUUCUGGUUGGGAGGUGACACCAACAACAACAGUCCGGUGGAUAACUGCACAUACAUGACAACCUCUCACUGACUUGGUACUUCCGUGGACAUCUUAAUUCGGUCUAAUCACAACAGCUU
Messenger RNA from Suillus subalutaceus, 2429 nucleotides. RefSeq lists its product as uncharacterized. Lineage: Eukaryota; Fungi; Basidiomycota; Agaricomycetes; Boletales; Suillaceae. Bases 40 to 2382 code for a protein of 780 amino acids. The record is from RefSeq and is a predicted model, not a curated record. The transcript has 7 exons.